GUGUUUAGUGGGCAAUAACAGAAUCCCAACGUCUGACAUUGAAACAAAAUCCCUAUUAACUUGGUGUAAAUGGGAAAAGGAAUGAGAAAAGGCAUCAUUGCUGAUGCUGCAGUGGAGAAAUACUUUGCUGACCUGAAAGCAAGCACAUCUUACAUCAUUGGACUUUUAGUUGGACAGGGGGAGAUUGUGGUGCAUGCGGUGAUGACCCCACUAAAGGAGGACAAUCCUGGUGGCCUGGUGAAUGAGGAUGACAAAGACUACAUCCUAGAUCACGCAGAACAUCUGAACCGCAUGGUGCCUGGAGGGCUGUCUGUGAUGGGCAUGUUUGUGGUCUCCCCGUCCCAUCAGACCAAAGAGAGCCAUAUGAAAAUGAGGCGGCUGAGCUAA
Molecule: messenger RNA, 387 nt
Organism: Coregonus clupeaformis (lake whitefish)
Lineage: Eukaryota; Metazoa; Chordata; Actinopteri; Salmoniformes; Salmonidae
Product: protein odr-4 homolog
Exons: 5
Coding region: 70-387 (105 amino acids)
Biological process (GO): intracellular protein localization
Cellular component (GO): endomembrane system
Source: RefSeq, a predicted model, not a curated record